CGGCGCGCUCGGGACCGGUGGGCGGCGGAGGCCGGAGCCGCUGGGCCGCAGGACCUGAGUCCGCGUCGGCCCCGCCAUGCGCCCGCCACCCCGGGCUGCGCCGGGGUGGCUGCUGCUGCCGCUGCUGCUCCUGCUGCCGCCGCCGCUGGCCGCCCUGGAAGCCUCUCGGAAGCCGACGCCGUGUCAGCGGUGCCGGGGGCUGGUGGACAAGUUCAACCAGGGGAUGGCGGACACGGCAAACAAGAACUUUGGCGGCGGGAACACAGCCUGGGAGGAAAAGACGCUGUCCAAGUAUGAGUUCAGCGAGAUCCGCUUCCUGGAGAUCGUGGAGGGCCUGUGUGGGAGCAGCGACUUCGAGUGCAACCAGAUGGUGGAGGAGCACGAGGAGCACCUGGAGGCCUGGUGGCUGCAGCUGAAGAAGGAGCACCCUGACCUGCAGGAGUGGUUCUGCGUGCAGACGCUGCAGGUGUGCUGUUCUCCAGGGACCUACGGCCCCCACUGUCACGCAUGCCAGGGCGGCUCCGAGAGGCCCUGCAGUGGAAACGGCCGUUGCGACGGAGACGGCAGCAGGCAAGGGGACGGGUCCUGCCAGUGCCACGUGGGGUACCAGGGCCCGCUGUGCGCUGACUGUGUGGACGGCUACUUCAGCUCGCUGAGGAACGAGACCCACAGCGUCUGCACAGCCUGUGACGAGUCCUGCAAGACCUGCUCGGGCCCCACCAACCGACACUGCAGCGAGUGCGAAGUGGGCUGGGAGCGCGUGCAGGACGCCUGCGUGGACGUGGAUGAGUGCGGGGCCGAGGCGUCCCCCUGCAGCGAGGCGCAGUACUGUGAGAACGUCAGUGGCUCCUACCUGUGCGAAGAGUGUGACCCCACCUGCGUGGGCUGCACGGGGAAGGGCCCAGGGAGCUGUAAGGAGUGCAUCGCGGGCUACGCGAGGGAAGGCGGGCAGUGCACAGAUGUAGACGAGUGCUCGCUGCCAGAGCGAGUGUGUGUGAGGGAGAAGGAGAACUGCUACAACACGCCCGGGAGCUUCGUCUGCGUGUGUCCCGAGGGCUUCCGGGACACGGAGGACGCCUGUGUGCCCAUGGCCGCGGCUGAGGUCACAGAGGAAACCCCCCCACUGCCACUGUUGCGCGAGGACCUGUGACACGUGGGGACCGCGGAGCCUGCAGUGCCCUGGGCUCCGCGCCACCGGCCGCCGGGGCUGCCGCCCUGUCUGCAAGCCCUUAGGAAUGGCGCGUUUUGAGUGUUCAACAGAUUUGUAUAUUUUGAUACCAUUCUUUAUAAUAAAAUUGACCGUUGACGGUAGUCGGGA
Lepus europaeus (European hare) is the source of this 1318-nucleotide messenger RNA. It is a transcript of the gene CRELD2, whose product is annotated as cysteine rich with EGF like domains 2. Gene Ontology annotation, molecular function: calcium ion binding. Lineage: Eukaryota; Metazoa; Chordata; Mammalia; Lagomorpha; Leporidae. The record is from RefSeq and is a predicted model, not a curated record. The transcript is spliced from 10 exons. The coding region runs from base 77 to 1150 and encodes 357 amino acids.